Molecule: messenger RNA, 303 nt
Organism: Adineta ricciae
Lineage: Eukaryota; Metazoa; Rotifera; Eurotatoria; Adinetida; Adinetidae
Source: the annotation of a GenBank genome assembly
AUGGCACCACCAAAAAAAGUCGCUGGAAAAAAGCAAGCUGAGACGAUCAAUCAACGUCUUCAACUUGUGAUGAAAUCUGGUAAAUACGUACUCGGUUAUCGUCAAACAUUGAAAGCUUUACGCAACGGUCAAGCUAAAUUGAUCCUUGUUUCAGGCAAUACACCACAAAUCAGAAAGAGUGAAAUCGAAUACUAUGCUAUGUUAGCCAAGACUGGUGUACAUCACUAUGGUGGAAAUAACAUUGAAUUAGAUAUUAUCAGAACUGUACCGGGCGAACAAUCAACAGCUAUUGCUACAGCAUAA